Molecule: messenger RNA, 4162 nt
Organism: Myodes glareolus (Bank vole)
Lineage: Eukaryota; Metazoa; Chordata; Mammalia; Rodentia; Cricetidae
Gene: Syt11
Product: synaptotagmin 11
Biological process (GO): calcium ion-regulated exocytosis of neurotransmitter; vesicle fusion
Cellular component (GO): exocytic vesicle; plasma membrane; axon
Molecular function (GO): SNARE binding; phosphatidylserine binding; calcium ion binding
Source: RefSeq, a predicted model, not a curated record
CGGGCAGAGGCGGAGUCUUCUGCCGAGGGCCCUUCGGAGAGAGGCGGAGCCUAUCUCGCAUCAGGACCAGUCUGGCUGCACCUGCAUCCUUAGCUCAGAGCAUCCCUGGAGCAUCUAAGAGGAAAGCGCACCCAGCAACCUGGGAUCGGACUGUCGCAGGGGCAGUCACCAGACACCAUCCCCUCCCCUGAUCUGGAGGUCUACAGCCGCGGCCUCGGUACCGACCGAGAUUCCCAAAGUUGUCUGACCUCUGCAAAAGUGUUGCUAUCAACAGCCUCUGAUCACAACAUGGCUGAGAUCACAAAUAUACGCCCCAGCUUUGAUGUGUCACCAGUGGCGGCAGGCCUCAUCGGGGCCUCUGUACUGGUGGUAUGUGUUUCCGUGACUGUCUUUGUGUGGACAUGCUGCCACCAGCAGGUGGAGAAGAAGCACAAGACCCCGCCAUACAAAUUUAUUCACAUGCUGAAAGGCAUUAGCAUCUACCCAGAGACCCUCAGCAACAAGAAGAAAAUCAUCAAAGUUCGGAGAGACAAAGAUGGUCCCGGGAGGGAGAGUGGACGAGGGAACCUGUUAGUAAAUGCGGCAGAGUUUGGCCUGCUGGGCCAAGAAAAGGACCCCAGAGGGCCUAGCUCUGCAUCUUGUAUAGACCAGUUACCCAUCAAAAUAGACUGCGGGGAAGAACUGAGGAGCCCCAUGACAAGCCUGACCCCUGGUGAGAGCAAAGCUACCUCCCCAUCAUCACCAGAGGAAGAUGUGAUGCUAGGAUCCCUUACCUUCUCGGUGGACUAUAACUUUCCCAAAAAAGCUCUGGUGGUAACAAUCCAAGAGGCCCAUGGGCUGCCAGUGAUGGAUGACCAGACCCAGGGCUCUGAUCCCUACAUCAAGAUGACCAUCCUUCCUGACAAGCGGCAUCGAGUGAAGACCCGUGUGCUUCGCAAGACUCUGGACCCUGUAUUUGAUGAGACCUUCACCUUCUACGGCAUCCCAUAUAGCCAGCUACAGGAUCUGGUGCUACACUUCCUUGUGCUCAGCUUUGAUCGCUUCUCUCGGGAUGAUGUCAUCGGGGAGGUCAUGGUGCCACUGGCUGGUGUGGACCCCAGCACAGGCAAGGUUCAGCUGAUCAGAGACAUCAUCAAGAGGAACAUCCAGAAGUGCAUUAGCAGAGGGGAACUCCAGGUGUCUCUGUCAUACCAGCCCGUGGCACAGAGGAUGACAGUGGUGGUCCUCAAAGCCAGACACCUGCCGAAGAUGGAUAUCACCGGUCUCUCAGAUCCUUAUGUCAAGGUGAACGUCUACUACGGCAGAAAACGCAUUGCCAAGAAGAAAACCCACGUCAAGAAGUGCACUUUGAACCCAGUCUUCAAUGAGUCCUUCAUCUAUGACAUCCCCACCGACCUCCUGCCUGAUGUCAGCAUUGAGUUCCUUGUCAUUGACUUCGAUCGCACUACUAAGAACGAGGUGGUGGGGAGGCUGAUCCUGGGGGCACACAGUGUCACAGCCAGUGGUGCAGAGCACUGGAGAGAGGUCUGUGAGAGUCCCCGCAAGCCCAUAGCCAAGUGGCACAGUCUGAGCGAGUACUAGCUCCUUCUUGCCUCCGACCCUGGGGCCAGGCUGGGGAGGCACACGGCGGGGAGAGAUAACAGAGAAGCUGACUCAAAACCUCAUUUUAGUCGUAGAAGAAAAUUUCUUACAAAACAAACCACACAAAGAGCAUCUUACUGCACACCACUGCAGGUCGGUUCUUAGCGUGAGAAGUGUUCUCUUCUUUGCAAGGCACUAGACGAUCUUUUGUUUUUAAAAUGGGGGGAGAGAAGGAAAGACCCCACAGUCUAUAUAUAACAAUGUAACCUUAUACUUGCAUGUCUAAUACAAACAAGAAAUUAGCCUAACCGAUAUCAAGUUGCAGAUUUUAAUCCAUGAAAAUUGUGUUUUGUGCCGAACUGUAUUUGCUGAUCUCCUGAAAUUGGCCUCCUCCUAUCAGGCUUCUCUGGGUUAUUCCCGUUUCCCAUCAUAGCAGAAGAAAAGUCUACUCUUGUAAAACCCCGUGUUCCCAUCAUUCCAUCCUUUUUUCUAUCACCUCUCAGGUCUCUACUCUUUGGCCGAGUUUCAAGUCCAGAGUCUGGAGUAAGCAGAGGAACAAGUGGGGUUUGCAGGAGAAAGAGUAAUUGAGAAUGGGGUGUCUGUGUUAGCCACUUACCAUAAAGGAGCAGCAGGCCGCCAGUGACUAGCAACAGCAUGGCGGGAUUGGGAGGCGGAACCGGACUUAGGACUUGCUGAUUUCUCUGGAAGCUUUGGAGACUUCAGCUUCAGCCCAAGGGAAGUACCAUUGAACACCAGCUGAUCCCGAAUGCUACGUGCAGGUCAGGGGACAGGGAAGGAGAUAAAAUCCCUGCAGAAGCUCUGGCAUCCCCUUAUGCUGUCGAUGCUGAUGGAAGUUGCUUUUCCAUCAGCAUCCUCAGGAUUUGCUCCCUGAGGUUUACAGUAAUGGUUCUUAAGAAAGCUGAGUGGGGCUGAAUAGUGAGAUAAUGUGGAUGCCUUCAGGGCCCACGCUCUCCUCAGCAGAGAGUCACACCCCACGGUGAAGUCCUCCGUCUUUCUGCCCCUGGGCAGGACAGUGCAGAGCCUGGGCGGGCUCCUGGAGCUCAAGUCUCGCAUGGGACUCAGGAGUGAAAGGUGAGCCUGAGCCAAGUAAGACACAGCUUGAUCCAGGGCCUGAAAGCUUGUCUGUGACUGAAGUGCCCCCUUCCCUAUAGGACCAUCACUCUCCAGCUUGCUUCUGAGAACAGGUGGAAUGACCAGCUUGGUUUCCAUGGCGAGGGUGGUGACACUGCCUUUGGUGUCCCUUAGUGCUUGUAGAUUUGAAUCCACUCUUCCCCCACACACACAUACUCAUCCUUUCAUUUUUUUGUUUUGUUUGUUUGUCUGUUUUGCUUUUCCCCUGCGGGAUUCUUGGCAACGCGGACGGCCCUGUAUAGGCAGGGAAACCCAUUCUGCCCUUGUCCCUCUCCACCAUUGUAUCCCGUGAUCUGACUCAGUGUCCAGCCAUCAGCUGGGGUCACACCACUACAGUCUCCGCCCUUUAACCCAUGGAAUGUAAAUAUUGUAUCAUACGUAGGAGACAAUACUUUUUGUUUUCUAAAAAGGCAUUUUGACAUAGUUUAACGAAAACCUGGCGGGAGCAUUCUAAGCCCCAUUAGGGAAAAAAGUCGAAAUGGUUCCUCUUCGUCGCCUUAAUGUGUAAAGAUCAGAAGUCGCUCAGCAGCUUUAUCUCCUUCCUUGAAGCAACGCUAAGUGACAGGUGGAGUCCAGUCUCCGACCUGCUGUGUGUGCCUCUGUAGCUCCUCCUGAGAAGUCGGGAACAGCCUCACCCCUCCUCCCUUCCCCAUCUCCCCGCAGCUCAACCCCUGGCAACCUCUGGGUCUACUGAGCAGUGGGGUGGGGGUGGAGGGAGCUGAAACUUCCCCAGGCUCGGGGCUGCCUCCGCGCAGGAUCCCUCCUCCUACCUCAGGCCUGAUCCAGCGUGUCCGAAAGCUUCUUAGUUGACUUUGGCUUUCACAUCUGUUCUUCACAGAGCUCACUGAUGUGGGCGGAGGCAGACUGCCUCUUCCUGUCAGUUGAGAGACAGACAAGAGAGUCACAUCUUAGCUUUUUUGCACAAGGCACUUGUGGUUAGGAAUAGGUUAGGGAAAGGUCACUCCCGAUUUCCCAGCAGCCAGUCCUAUGUAGAUUUCUUGACUCUUUGGGACUAUGAGAAUUAUUCCCAUUAUCAACAGCUCCCUUGUGAGUUCUUCCUUCUUUGCGUUCUCAGCAGUGCACAGCCGCAAUCUGCUGUGCUAGAGAGAAUUGCUGUAUGGGACCAGGGUGACCUACCCAGGGGAGGGAUAUGGAAGACUUUCAGUACUGGUCAUGACAGUGACAUUACCCUCACCACAAUCCCUCUCCAAACAGGUUGUCUUUCUUUACCUUGUGUCUUCUCUUGUAAAAAUAAAACUCAAAAUAAAAGUGUCAAAUUAAAAAGAAAAAAAAAACAGAACAAGCUAACACGAACUGUGUGAAGUUGCAUAAUGCCGUGACGCUAACCUGCAGUAUGUAACGCUGUCUGCUGUGUUGACUUGUUGAUGCGCCACACGUGCAGAAUAAAGACUGAUUCACAGUGAAUAGG